AUGGGCCACGGAAAGGUCACUGUACCCUCCCCUAGGUCCUUUGGGAGCGCCACCGAGGCAGCUUGCGGUUCCGCCGUCCUCAACGAGCUGACCGCCGAUUUGACUGGACCAAUCGAGAACUCAGUGAAGGUAGAAGAUGCUGACUUCAACGCUACUGCCUGCCCGUUAUUCUUCUGCAGAGGUGCUGCGAUCGAAGACAACCUGGACAACAUCCAACAGUUCUCCCCAGGCGAAAUCGUUAACAUGCAGGUUGAUAUAGUCGUUCGCCACACUGGCCUCGCGAACGUCUCAGUGGUCGAUCUCGCCAACCAGAAUAUCAUCGGAGACUUCCUCUUUGACUGGCCUGUGUACGCGAAUCAGUCGCUCACGGCUGCUCAAGCACCGGCCAAUGAGACGAACUUCAACGUGACCAUACCAGACCUUGGUACGCAGUGUUCGGAGGCUGGUGCUUGCGCUUUGCAAUGGUGGUGGCUUGGAGACGGCGACCAGACGUACGAAAGCUGUGUCGAUUUUACCCAAUAG
Molecule: messenger RNA, 522 nt
Organism: Stereum hirsutum FP-91666 SS1
Lineage: Eukaryota; Fungi; Basidiomycota; Agaricomycetes; Russulales; Stereaceae
Exons: 6
Coding region: 1-522 (173 amino acids)
Source: RefSeq, a predicted model, not a curated record